ACGUAGACAUCAACUCCAAGCUAAGGCCCUCAGCAAAAAUAGAGUGUUCCCUCUCUGCGUCACAUGUAUCUCAUAACAUUUUUAUUUCCUUUUGCACCACACUCCACAUUACUUGUUCCACUUCUCGUAUGAUUUUGAAGUUUAUUUAUACAUCUUUCCUUUCCUGAAUUUUGACAAGUAGGUCCAAAUAGUAUUAGGUCCAAAAGGCUAUGCUCCUCAACUUUGUGAAUAACAACGAUAUUGUAAAUACUAACACGGAUAAGAUUAACGGUAGUUUAACUGAGAACAGGUGUAGCAUUGUAGAUAUUGCUAGGAAACAUGAUGGAGAUGAUGUUGAUUUGUUGAAUGGUGCAGUUGAUGAAACCAUCAACAAAUCACAGGAAAGUAGCGACAACUUGUUGAUCGACAUCAACGACACAACAAAGAUCGAUAGUCCCGUACUGAUCGAUAUCAAGAUAUCGACUCCCGAAGAAACAUCGACUAUCGAUGCAGAACAACAUAACCUCAAAAUUGAUCCCGAGUUGAGUGAAUGCAUGUCUAACAAGCAACUAAUCGAAGGUGACAGCAAUGUCUCCAAAUCUUUUUCCCUGAACGAUCCUGUCAUCCCUGUGUUCAAAGAUCCUCUGCCGCCCGCUAGCGACGACUUCGACACGUGGACAACCGUCGCCGAGGCGACAACCGAGGAUGUCGUCGAGACAAAACCCGAGGAGGUCGAUACGUCACCCGUGAUUGUCGAGGAUCUGGAAAUCAAGAAAUCCGAGGAUUUGGAAAUCAAGGAGUCCGAGGAUCUGGAAAACCAGAAAUCCGAGGAUCAGGAACUGGUGGUUGUCGAGUCGGUGACAACCACUAAGAAGACAGAGUUUGAAACAAAAUCGUCGAUCAUUGAAGCUGUUUCUUGUACCCGGGAGAUUGUGAUUAUUGAGCAGACUUCGACCACAAAUGGACCGAUAUCUGAAGAGACAAUAACUGAUGAAGCCGACGCAUCCUCUGUGUCUGUCCAGCAUGUCGUGUGCGAAACUGUUGUUGGCUCUAACAAAUCCAAAGAUGUUACUGAGUCUUCGGAAUCAGUGAUAACCGAGAAGAAGACUGUGAAAAAGAAGAAGAGCAGUGAAGGAGGAGAGACAACUGCAACUAAAACAAAGAAGACUAAGAAAACCAAAAAGUCAGAAGAGAAGGAGAAUCACAUUUCAGUUGUAAUACAUAAACCAAUCACCAAUGGCUAUUCAACAUUACCAAAUUACACAAAACAAAACUCAAACAAGUCGCUCUCUCUCUCACCAACGUCUUCACCUUCCAUCACCUUUGUCGAGGAGGAUGAUCUAUCCAACGUGUGUGUUCGCGAUUUGAAGCAGACAUAUUGUAGUGAGGCAGCCAAAACUUUGUCAAAAGUAACUAAACCCUGUGAAGAACCUGUGACUGCUCCUGUGCCCAUAAAAGAACUGAGGAGGAGCUUUGGAGAUUUGCACAAGGCGUGCGAAAAUGCGGAGCUCACUACUCCCGAACCACCCGCCAUUAAUAACUCACAGAAAGCUCGCUCGCUGGGUGAUUUGCGCCGCCUGUCUGAGGUGCCUGCAAAACUGUCUAUCCAUACCGGGGUCUCGGUCAAAGCUUUGGCGGCUAGCUAUUGGAGCUUGGUAAAUCAUGAAAGUUCAGCGCCUUCCACUCGUAAUUCUAUGACUCUUCCUUCAAGAUCCUCCUCAUCUUCUAGCUCGAAAUCAAGCUUCAGCAAAUUCGACCAGCUGCAGAAGAAGACUUUGCUGCAUGUCCGGUCUUCCGACUCUUCCAGAGCUCAAAAAACUUUUGGGGGAGCCGGAGAGCCAGCCGCGUCGCCAACGGUGAACCCACCAUGCAAGUCGUGCGGCAAAACUGUGUUCGCCAUGGAGCAGGUGAAGGCCGAACGAUCUGUCUGGCACAAGAACUGCUUCCGAUGCCAAGAAUGCAACAAACAGCUUACACUUGAUAUCUACAGCAGCCAUGAAGGAGUCCUGUACUGCAAGCCACACUUCCGCGAGCUUUUCAAGCCGAAAGCUGUGGUAGAGAAUGAAGAUGAACCAGUUGUUCGUCGAAGACCUGAGAUGAUCAUUCGUGAAAAUCAGCCCCUAGAGCUCCCCCCCGAUGUGGUGCGAGCAAGUGACAAGCCGGAUUUGGGUCUGGAGGAGCUGAACAGUUUGAACGUGAAGUCGCGUUUCCAGGCAUUUGAGAAGCCGACAACUGAGAACGGCCAUGACAGUCAGCCUUCCAGUGUCAAUGUCAAGAGAUCGCCCAGCAUACUCAGCAAAUUGGCCAAAUUCCAGAAGAAAGGCAUGGACAUUGGAGUGACAGACGAGUCUCUGAAUGGAAUCGACUAUGAGGAGAGCUCCAGCUCCGGAGAGGAGGAAGAUGGUAAAACAGCUGUUCGCAAAGACGGUGUAGUGCGUAGCACGAAGGCUAUCGAGCGUCCUACCGCGUUCGGAAAGAUGGAGGACGUAAAACGCUCUUGGGAGAGCGGUCAGGCACAGACAAAAGAGGAAUGGCUGGAGGAACGCAAACGCGAGAAGCAUUCUAUUCGUUCGCGUCUUUUCAUGGGCAAACAGGGCAAAAUGAAGGAGAUGUACGAGCAGGCGGUGGCAGAGAGCGAGGGUGGAAAGGGGAGCAGUGGCCUCUCGAAGAAAGAGGUGGAGUCACUGAGGAGCGACAAGGCGCGCACCGUCAGGGAGAAGUUUGAGCGCGGAGAGGUGGUCCACUCUGACUCGGAUGAAGAGAGCGACAAGCACAAACACAAUGGCACCGAGGAUAUGAGUGUGUUCGAGGAAGGAAUAUCGAAGAAAUCGAGAAGCUUAUUCUUGGAAAUGGAUGCAAAUGUAGCGAAAACUAAGCAGUCGACUCCAGUUCCAACUCCUCAGCCAGUGCAACAUCAGAACAGCCUUGAAGCCACACGCAGGGCUCGAGAUGUAUAUAUCAGUAGAGGACAAGUGUCAACAGAGGAUGUAGUGAAGUCCAGCGACAGAGUUGAAGACGUGACUGUACAAACAGCUGACGUCUCCAAUAAGUUCAAAUUUUUCGAAACCUACAAACCACCAGAGAAAGAGAAAAAGUCUUUCCGUUUCACUCCUCCCCGUGAGGGCCAAGUCAAGACUGAGUCUCCAGAUCGCGAGAUCUACCGCGACCCGAAUGUGGUGCGAAGCGACGACCCGGUGGCCGAGGAUGAGGCGGUGGUGAAGCGCAGCCAGACCACCUCCAAGAUGCUCUCCAUCUUCCGGCAAAUGGAGGAAGCCAGGGAGCCUGUGCCCGAGGGCCUCAAGCCGCUCAAGCGCUUCACGCCUCCUCCCGACUACAAGGAGGACGAGGACGAUGAGGAGGAGGAAGAGGAGGAGGAGGAGGAGAGUGAGGAGGAAGAGGAGGAGGAAAGUGAGGAAGAGGAGAACAACGGAAUUGUACGCGCGUCUGACAAGAUUGAGGAUGAGUUUUUGAAACAGGCUCAGAACGCGGCCAGAGCCAAAUCGCUGAAGGAAAAAUUCGAGCACUGGGAACCGGAGAAGCAGUCUAAGAACAACGCCAUAAACAUGUUAGACUCCGACCAGGCGAGUCUAGACUCGACCAAGUCUCUGCGCGCGCACUUUGAAUCACUCAAGUCUGAACAGCCCAAGGAAAAGUCAAGGCCAAAAGUGAAUCGCUUUGUGGACCCAGCGCAGUCAAUGAGCGUGUGUGCAGCUUGUGAUACAAAAGUCUACAUUCUCGAGCGAGUCGAGACCAACGGAAAAGUUUUCCACAAGAAAUGCUUCCGCUGUACUCAAUGCAGCUGCGUUCUCAGGAUGGAGACCUACACGCUGAAUAAUGGCCAACUGUAUUGUCUUCCACAUUUCAAGCAGUUAUUUAUUGUGAAAGGAAACUACGACGAAGGAUUUGGCUCUGAUCAACAUAAGAGGAAGUGGGAAGCCACCAUUGUGAAUGGGUCACACUAAACUGCUGGCCAUUGACAAAAUCAACAACACACAUUUGUAUAGAAAGACUGUGAAUGACUCAAUCAACUUCCAUGUUUUUAUAUUUAUAAUUUUGUCUUGGUUGUAUGUUCAGUGUGUAUUGUAUAUGUUCUGAUUUAUGUUCUAUUAUUCAUGUUAUUUUUGUCCUGCAUGUUGGAAAUACUUUACUCUUUUCCUCUAAAAAAUAGUAGUUUGUUCUACUGUCAAUUAAACCUAUAAUUUAGACAUUCGUAUUGAAAGUAUACACUAUUUCUUCUGUAUAGUUGACAAAAAGGGAUUCCAAUUCCUUUAAUAUGUUAGUAUUAUUAUGUCAGUCAUCCAAUUAUUAUGAUGCAAACAUCAUUAUUUUUACAAUUUCCUGUGUGAAAUCAAUUUGUCUAUGUUCAUUUCUCAAAUAAUUCGUUUCUGUUUCAUUACUGUUAAC
This is a messenger RNA of Nilaparvata lugens (brown planthopper), 4383 nucleotides long. Its product is annotated as LIM domain and actin-binding protein 1. Gene Ontology annotation, biological process: actin filament bundle assembly. Bases 210 to 3941 code for a protein of 1243 amino acids. The transcript is spliced from 21 exons. Gene Ontology annotation, cellular component: plasma membrane; actin cytoskeleton. Gene Ontology annotation, molecular function: actin filament binding. The record is from RefSeq and is a predicted model, not a curated record. Lineage: Eukaryota; Metazoa; Arthropoda; Insecta; Hemiptera; Delphacidae.